AUGAAACAACGAUUAAAUAAGUCAUCUAUUUUAGAAGAAUUAGAAAAUAAUAGAAAAAAUUAAUCAUUAGAAGAAGACAAGAAAAUUAAUUUAAUAAAAGAAAGAAUAAGAAGAGAAAAAAUUGCAUUAUAAAAUAAAGACAAUUAAUUAAAAUAAAUUUAAGAACAACUUCAUCGAUAGAUGUUAUCAUCAAAAAAGAACCUCUUUUAACCUAUCAAUUUUAGCUCAAUCUUGUUACAUUAAUAACAAUAUGAUAGUAAUAAGAUUGUAAAAGAAAUAGAAAGAUAAAGUAAAAAAAAGUCUGUACCAUUAUUGGGGUUUAAGAAAUCUGAUACUUAUAUUAAAUUACUUCAUGAUCAACAAGAGGAGCAUUUAAAAUAAAUUACUAAAAGAUAACAAAUAAAAUCCAGAAAAUAUGCUUAAUAAAAAUAUUCAGAAAUUGUAAAAGAGAUUUAUUCAAGACCAGUUUCUAAAACAUUUCACGAAGAUCCUUCAGUUGCUUAUUUAUCCAUCUAAAAAUCAAAACCUAUUUCUUUACAUGAAUAAUCUAACAAAACAAGCUCUGAAGGUAGUCAAUUAUUAUCUAUUGAUAAAUAUUUGAUAACUAAACUAGAAAAAAUAUUAUAAACAGAAGAAAAGCCUGAAGAAAAUAAUAAGAAAUAAAUAAAGUUAAAAUUAAGGGAUUAAUAAAUUUAGAAAUUGUCACCUAUUCCAUAAACUAAAAGUAAAAAAAAAGAAUAAGCUAAGGGUAUUUACAUUCAUAAAAAGGUUCAAGAAGUACAACCAAGUGAGUGGGUAAUUUUAUUACAAUAUUUAGAGAAACAUAGUUGAUGAUAGCCUUUUGUCUUCUUAAGAUAAGGUAUAAAAGACUUUAGAUAUAAUUAAACAUUUAAAUAGUUAAGCUUAAAAGAUAGAGGAGGAAAUAAAUGUAAAAAUAAAUGUUGAAAAAGAAUAGAAAUUGAAUGACUUACUUAUUAAUCAGAUAUAAGCAAGAUUGGCAUUAUUAGAUAAUUUUAAUUGA
This is a messenger RNA of Paramecium pentaurelia, 1021 nucleotides long. NCBI's taxonomy places the organism in Eukaryota, Ciliophora, Oligohymenophorea, Peniculida, Parameciidae. The record is from the annotation of a GenBank genome assembly.